AUUUUAUGAAAAGAGCAUCUUAAAUUCAAAUAUAGAAAGAAGCAAUAGUUUUCUCUUCUGAUGAUUCAAUGAAUAGUGAUAAUUCAUUUAAUUCCAGUAUAGAAGAGGAAGAAGCAGAGACAGACACAAACACUAUUUUCCAUUUAAAAGAAUAAAUGGCAUAAUUUUUUACUGAAAAUCCAGGGUUAUAAGAAGCUAUAAAAUUUGAAUAAGAAGAGAAGGAUGAAGGAAAUGCUGAAAAAACAGAAUAAAAUAAACAUAAGUAUAAUAAUUUAAUAUAGUUUAGACAAACUUUAAUUUCUAAAGCAGAGUAACAGUAAUUUGUACAUGGUUGGAAAUUGUUAGGAAAAGAUGUUAUAAGAAAUAGUCAAGGUGGGUAGACUUUACCUACAUUAGAGACAAUCAAUCAUAGACUUAAUAUCUUUAAAUAGAAGGUUGAUAAGGUAGAUUAUUUAGAAAUUUUAUAACGAGAAACCUAAUAACAAUAAUAAAAAUAAGAAGAAUAAGUAUAGGUUAAAUAAGAUACAAAAUAACAACCAAGAUCAUAAUCAGAAAAUCCUAAUAAGAAUGAAAAUGAAGAAUAGAAAUUGGAGGAAGAAUAAGAUAUCACUUAUUUCAGUUUUAAGAAAAAAAUGUAAUUAGCUCUACACAAAAGAUAAUAAUUGUAAAGAGAAGAAGAAGAAAGAAAAUAAAAAUAAUAAAAAGAAAAAUAAAAGAAAGUAAAUGAAGCUGAUUAACUUGCUAAUGAUGCACCAAAUUAACAAACUUAAAAUAUUUUAGUUGGAUCUAAAAUGGAAUUUUAAACUCAUGUUGGUUAAAUGCUUUAUUAGACUUAUUUAUAAACUGGAGGAGAUAAAGAAAGCUUUAAAAAAAUGGCAGCUAUUUUUCUUAAAAAUUAUCAUAAAAAAUAAAAAGAAAAUUUAGAUAAAUUAAAAGUAAAAUAAUAAAUAAAUAAUUUAGGUAUUUCCACCAGCAAUUCCUAAAUUUACAUCGGAAGAUUGUAAACACUUGAAUUUAUUAUUACCAGACUUUUCAACUUAAUUAUAUGCUCCAAAUAAAUAAAAUUUGUUUUAAGGAGUUGAGAAUUAUAAGUUUCCAGCUAAUAGUCCAGAAUAAGAGUUCAUAAAUUUAGUCGAUUAAAUUAUGUCAGGAAAAGUUAUGUAAUUUUGGAAAGAAAUGCAUUAAUAAUGA
Paramecium sonneborni is the source of this 1191-nucleotide messenger RNA. Lineage: Eukaryota; Ciliophora; Oligohymenophorea; Peniculida; Parameciidae. The record is from the annotation of a GenBank genome assembly.